CGCGCUUGCGUAGGAAGAGCGCGACUGACGUCAGCGAGUGACGUCAAAAUUACGCGUCAAGCAGUCAGGACAAGUCUUCACAAGCUGCUGCUUCCAACAAAUGUUGGCGAUUGCUACAAAUCAUUUGGUGUUUUGAUCCUGGCCAUACUCUGCUGCUAGUUCCUAUGGUGAGAGAGAAAACACCCCUAAAUCACUUUUGUGGGGAGUUGGGGGGGCCCAGAGUGUAGCCUCACUGCUCCACUUGGAAAAGCCCAAGUUUAGACGAUGGCCACGCCAAGCAAGACGCCACCUGGAGCCGAUCCCAAGCAGUUGGAACGCACCGGUACUGUGCGGGAGAUUGGGUCACAGGCGGUGUGGUCACUGUCCUCCUGCAAGCCUAGCUUUGGCGUGGACCAGCUCAGGGAUGAUAACCUGGAGACGUACUGGCAGUCGGAUGGAUCCCAGCCUCACUUAGUGAACAUCCAGUUUAGGAGGAGGACAAAGGUCAAGAUGUUGUGUAUUUACGCUGAUUACAAAUCAGAUGAGAGCUACACGCCCAGUAAGAUUUCUGUCAGAGUUGGCAACAACUUCCACAACCUUCAAGAAGUCAGGCAGCUGGAGAUGGUGGAGCCAAGCGGAUGGAUUCACAUCUCACUCCUCAACCAGCAGACAAACGAGCCCAUCAGCACCUUCAUGAUCCAGAUUGCAGUGUUGGCCAACCACCAGAAUGGCAGAGACACACACAUGCGGCAGAUCAAAGUCUACACACCGGUGGAGGAGAGCUCCAUUGGCAUGUUCCCACGAUGCACCACGGUGGACUUCAUGAUGUACCGCACCAUCAGGUGAUCUGCGCCACCAGCCGUCUGCACUGCUAUUGUAUUUUGUCAACAUUACCAGUGUUGUUUUUUUUCCCCCCACAUUGGACUGUUAAGUGUUGGGUCAUGUGACGCCACCUGAAACACUGUUGUGCCUACUCCUCUUGUUUCAUAUGUCAGAGUUUACAUCCAAUUAAACUUGUUUUAUAUACUGAG
Messenger RNA from Doryrhamphus excisus (bluestripe pipefish), 1010 nucleotides. It is a transcript of the gene anapc10, whose product is annotated as anaphase promoting complex subunit 10. Gene Ontology annotation, cellular component: anaphase-promoting complex. Gene Ontology annotation, biological process: protein K11-linked ubiquitination; anaphase-promoting complex-dependent catabolic process. The record is from RefSeq and is a predicted model, not a curated record. Lineage: Eukaryota; Metazoa; Chordata; Actinopteri; Syngnathiformes; Syngnathidae.